This is a messenger RNA of Mirounga angustirostris (Northern elephant seal), 2566 nucleotides long. It is a transcript of the gene SLC38A6, whose product is annotated as solute carrier family 38 member 6. Gene Ontology annotation, cellular component: plasma membrane. Gene Ontology annotation, molecular function: L-glutamine transmembrane transporter activity. The transcript has 16 exons. Gene Ontology annotation, biological process: L-glutamine transport; amino acid transmembrane transport. Bases 649 to 1860 code for a protein of 403 amino acids. The record is from RefSeq and is a predicted model, not a curated record. Lineage: Eukaryota; Metazoa; Chordata; Mammalia; Carnivora; Phocidae.
AGAGUCAACAAGAUUUUUCUUUCUAGACUUAGUCAUUGGCUGCCUAAGAAACAUCUUCAUACAGAAAUCCUUAGCGGUGAAGGAGUGGAGGUGGCCUGGUGAUAAGUCCAUAGGUACUUCCUUGGCCCUAAAGCCUGUGCAGUGGGUCCUUAGCCUUUUAACUCAAGUCCCUGCUCUGUAACAGUUUCUAGGACUUUGCUCCCAAAUGCUGUUUUGGGAGAGGGUGUUUUCAAGGGUAUCUUCGGUAGAGCAACGUGAAUUGCUUCUAUGUAUUAUAUCGUCAUUGCAAGGUAUUCCUGACCAUCCUUGCAUUUGAGCUGACUUAAUUCAUUAAAUAUAUAGAGAUUACUUUUGCAGUCCCAGUAUUGGGGAGCAGCCAUGGUCUACAGCAGCCCCAAGCUAACUAAGGAUUUCUUCAGUAAUCACACGAGCUGAGGCCAUCUCCCUUCUCUCUGUCCCACCCCAUUCCUAUCCUGUCUUCAUCUUUUGCAGUCACAAGGUUAAUCAUGGCUUUUCCCGAAGUCUGCCUGGGCUCCGUACUGGUGGAGAUGAUUUUCCUAAGAAACAAGAUUCCUGGCGCUGCACUAGUGAGAGGAACUUUACAGACAGGGAUCCCCAGGUGUUUCAUUUGGUUUUUCUGUGUUUAAUAUGACGAAUGCCAUCAUGGGAAGUGGCAUCCUUGGCUUAGCUUAUGUUAUGGCUCAUACUGGCAUCCUUGGAUUUAGUUUCUUGCUGUUGAUAGUUGCUCUCCUGGCUUCUUACUCAGUUCACCUCCUGCUUAGUAUGUGCAUUCAGACAGCUGUGACAUCUUAUGAAGAUCUUGGACUCUUUGCAUUUGGGUUACCCGGAAAGGUGGCAGUAGCAGGCACCAUCCUAAUUCAGAAUAUUGGAGCUAUGUCAUCUUAUCUUUUAAUUAUUAAAACAGAGCUUCCUGCUGCUAUUUCAGAAUUUUUGUCGGGAGACCAUACUGGGUCUUGGUAUCUCGAUGGACAAACACUACUAAUAAUCAUUUGUGUUGGCAUUGUGUUCCCUCUUGCACUUCUUCCUAAAAUAGGCUUUCUUGGCUACACAAGUAGUUUAUCAUUUUUCUUUAUGGUGUUCUUUGCUCUUGUGGUGAUGAUUAAAAAAUGGUCCAUUCCUUGUCCUCUGCCAUUAAAUUAUGUAGGGCAAUACUUCCAGAUUUCAAAUGCUACAGAUGAUUGUAAACCAAAGCUCUUUCAUUUCUCCAAAGAGAGUGUUUAUGCCAUACCUACCAUGGCUUUUUCAUUUCUCUGCCAUACCUCAGUAUUGCCAAUAUACUGUGAACUUCAAAGUCCUUCAAAGAAAAGAAUGCAAAAUGUAACCCACACAGCAAUUGCUUUAAGUUUUCUCAUUUAUUUUAUAUCUGCACUCUUUGGGUACCUCACUUUUUAUGACAAAGUGGCGUCAGAAUUACUGCAAGGUUAUAGCACAUACUUGCCCCAUGAUGUUGUCAUCAUGACUGUGAAGUUAUGCAUACUAUUUGCUGUGCUUUUGACAGUCCCUCUAAUCCACUUCCCUGCAAGGAAAGCUUUAAUGAUGAUGUUUUUCUCCAACUUUCCAUUCUCAUGGAUUCGCCAUUCUUUGAUCACUCUAGCAGUCAAUAUUAUCAUUGUUUUACUUGCAUUAUAUGUUCCUGACAUUAAGAAUGUAUUUGGUAUAAUUGGUUCCAGUACAUCAACGUGUUUGAUUUUUGUAUUCCCAGGACUAUUUUAUCUUAAACUUAGCAGAGAGGAUUUUCUCUCAUGGAAAAAGCUUGGGGCUUUUGUUUUGCUCAUCUUUGGAAUUUUGGUUGGGAAUUUUAGUUUAGCACUAAUCAUUUUUAAUUGGAUUAAUAAAUGAAAGAAAUAUGUUCCUACUUCUUAUGAAGAAUAAUUUACCUCUAUAUGCAAAAAAAGGAGUAAUUCUGGAAGGCACCUUGGAUAAAUCCUUUUUAUAUGGGUAAACAUUUUUGUAAACAUUAUUAACAGAAAAGCAGAACAAAAUGGGAGUAGGUAGGGGAAAGUGGGUUUAUAACAGUUUUAAUUAAAAUAAAUUCAAAAUGUUCUUCAAUACAUUAGGUCAAUCUUUGUGGUUUAUUUUUAAAAAAUUAAUAGAUUUUGGGGUGCCUGGGUGGCUCAGUUGGUUAAGUGACUGCCUUCGGCUCAGGUCAUGAUCCUGGAGUCCCGGGAUCGAGUCCCGCAUCGGGCUCCCUGCUCAGCAGGGGGGUCUGCUUCUCCCUCUGCCCUCUUCCUUCUAGUGCUCUCUAUCUCUCAUUCUCUCUCUCUCAAAUAAAUAAAUAAAAUCUUUAAAAAAAAAAAUUAAUAGAUUUUGUUUUUUUCAGGUAGAUUUAAUGUUUACAGAAAUAUUGAACAAAAUAUGCAGAAUUCUUCUAUAUCCCCUCACUGCCAGCACACCCAUAGUUUCCCAUAUUAUUGACAUCUUGCGUGAGUGUGGUACAUUUGUUACACUUGAUGAGCCAAUAUUGAUACAGUAUUAUUAACUAAAGUAAAUAGUUUACCUUAGAGUUCACUAUUGAUGCAAGCAUUGGCAACCACUGAUCUCUUGA